UGCGGAGACGAACCGUCGGCGAGAGCGGCCCUUGCCGGACCGGACGAAGCAUUGCAACCGCUGCUGUGAGCGCGGACCGGGAGCGCUGUCAGUCUUUCGGCCCAAAUUGGGGGAUGCGAGACCCUGAGCACCUCAGGAUCGUAUGCCUUAAAUGAUAUCAUGAUCCUCCGUGUCCUUCGAGUCCCUCCUGCUGCAGAAAAGCCCCCUAUCCUUCCACACACAGGAACCUAGCACAGCCCACUGCAAUGCAGCCUCGGGAGGCGGGGCAGACCCCUGCAAGCAUAGAUUGCAGGGCUGCAUCCCAGCCCCCCCUCUCCCAGGCACACUCCUCCACCUGCAGCGUGCGGAGUGGCCAAGUCUGAACGCAGAGCAAAGGUUGCAGUGACAAUUCUUGCGUCACCAUAACGACAAAAGCAAAUGCUCACGUUUCCGGUAUCUGUACCACCUCUCCACCGGCACUCUCGAAACAUUUGCCACGGUACUACCUCCCAUAAUGAAACCUCAUCUUCCCUCGCGAGGGGAAGGAGCACUGGCAGUUGCUGGGUAAUUUAAAGACUACUGUGGAGGGUUUGGUGUCAACCAACAGCCCCAACGUCUGGUCCAAGUGUGGUGGCCUGGAGCGGCUUUGCAGGGACAUGCAGAGCAUCCUCUAUCAUGGGCUCAUCCAUGACCAGGUUUGCUGCCGCCAGACUGAUUACUGGCAAUUUGUGAAAGACAUUCGGUGGCUCAGUCCCCACUCAGCCCUUCAUGUGGAGAAGGAUGUAUCUUUUGACUCCUGCCUGUUUGCUUCCCAGUUCAUCCACUUACAUGAGAAUGGCCAGACCAGUGGUGAUGGUGUGAGUGAGCGUGCCAUUGCAGAAUUGUGGCUGCAGCACAGCUUGCAGUGCCACUGUCUCUCAGCCCAGCUCCGACCUCUGCUCGGGGAUAGACAGUAUAUCAGAAAAUUCUACACAGAUUCUGCUUUCCUGCUAAGUGAGGCCCACGUCACAGCCAUGCUCCAGUGCCUGGAAGCAGUGGAACAAAACAACCCCCGUCUCCUGGCUCAGAUUGAUGCAUCUAUGUUCGCCAGAAAGCACGAGAGCCCACUAUUGGUGACAAAGAGCCAGAGUUUGACAGCUCUGCCUGGUUCCACAUACACCCCUCCAACCAGCUAUGCUCAGCAUUCCUACUUCGGGUCCUUUUCUAGCCUGAAUCAAUCCAUACCCAGCAACAGCUCAGAGAGAAGAUCUAAUUCUGUUUCAUUCUCUGGCCUACCCUGGAAACCUCAAGAAAGCAGAGGGCACAUCACACCAGUGGAAGAUCAAACCAUCCAACCCUCCCAGCUCUCAGUCUCUGCAGUAGCCAGGGAUUCCCCUUCAGCCCCAGAUGAGAUGAGUUCCAGCACUCUGACCAGCCCCAUAGAGGCAUCCUGGGGCGGCAGCCAAAAUGAUUCCCCAAGUGAUGCUAGUGAGGGACCUGAGUACCUGGCCAUCGGCAACCUGGAGCCCCGGGACCGGACUGCCAGCUGUCAGAGUCACAGCAGCAACGCCGACAGCAGCAGCUCAAACUUAUUCUCCAGCAGCUCUCAGAAGCCAGGUUCUGCUGCCUCUUCCUUAGGGGACCAGGACAGAGGUAGAGAGAGCCAACUGUCCAGUGUCCUUCGCAGGUCCAGCUUUUCAGAGGGCCAGACACUCGCUGUCACCAGUGGGACAAAGAAGAGCCACAUUCGCUCCCAUUCAGAUACCAACAUUGCCUCCAGAGGACCCCCAGGAGGCCCCAGGAAUAUCACCAUUAUAGUUGAAGAUCCCAUUGCAGAAUCCUGCAAUGAUAAGUCGAAGUUGAAAGGCCCCUUAUCUGGUCAAGGCAGUGAAGGCAGCACACCCAGCUCUCUGUACAUGGAGUAUGAGGGUGGUCAGUACCUAUGCUCAGGGGAAGGGAUGUUCCGAAGACCAUCAGAAGGACAGUCACUCAUCAGCUACCUCUCUGAGCAAGACUUUGGCAGCUGUGCAGACCUGGAAAAGGAGAAUGCCCACUUCAGCAUCUCAGAGUCCUUGAUUGCUGCCAUUGAGCUGAUGAAAUGCAAUAUGAUGAGCCAGUGCCUAGAAGAGGAAGAGGUGGAGGAAGAAGACAGUGAUAGAGAAAUCCAAGAACUGAAGCAGAAGAUCCGCCUUCGACGCCAGGAGAUCCGAACUAAGAAUAUGUUCCCCAUGUACCAGGAUACUGAGCAUGGAAGCUGUCGAGUCACCUCCAGCAGUUCCCAGUUCAGUUCACGUGAUUCAGCACAGUUUUCUGAUUCUGGCUCUGCUGAUGAGGUUGAUGAAUUUGAAAUCCAAGAUGGUAGCGAAGGAUCUAACCUGACUCACAUGUCAAAGAAUGGACUCUCAGUGUCGAUGGCCUCGAUGUUCUCAGAUGCUGACAUCAGAAGGAGCACAGCCUCAAGCGGCAAAUCCUUCAUUUCCUCGCAGACCUUCUCCCACUGCUUUCUACACUCCACAUCUGCAGAGGCCGUGGCCAUGGGGCUCCUGAAGCAGUUUGAGGGGAUGCAGCUUCCAGCUGCCUCGGAGCUGGAGUGGCUAGUCCCAGAGCAUGAUGCCCCUCAAAAGCUCCUGCCCAUCCCUGACUCACUGCCUAUCUCACCGGAUGAUGGGCAGCAUGCUGACAUCUAUAAGCUGCGUAUCCGUGUUCGUGGCAACUUGGAGUGGGCCCCACCCCGGCCUCAGAUAAUUUUUAAUGUUCAUCCAGCCCCAACGAGGAAAAUUGCUGUGGCCAAACAGAAUUACCGCUGUGCAGGAUGUGGCAUCCGGACUGACCCUGAUUAUAUCAAGCGGCUGCGGUACUGUGAGUACUUAGGCAAGUACUUCUGUCAGUGCUGCCAUGAGAAUGCCCAGGUGGUCAUCCCCAGCCGGAUCCUACGCAAGUGGGACUUCAGCAAGUACUAUGUCAGCAACUUCUCCAAGGACCUGCUCAUUAAGAUCUGGAACGAUCCCCUCUUCAAUGUGCAGGACAUCAACAGCUCCCUCUAUAGGAAAAUCAAGCUGCUCAAUCAAGUCCGACUGCUGCGGGUCCAGCUGUAUCACAUGAAGAACAUGUUCAAGACAUGUCGUCUGGCCAAAGAGCUUCUGGAUUCCUUUGACACGGUCCCAUGCCAUCUGACAGAAGAUCUCCACCUGUACUCACUGAAUGACCUGACUGCAAUCAGGAAGGGGGAACUGGGGCCCCGGCUUGCUGAGCUCACCAGGGCAGGGGCUGCUCAUGUAGAACGAUGCAUGCUCUGCCAAGCCAAGGGCUUCAUCUGUGAGUUCUGUCAGAAUGAGGAUGACAUCAUCUUUCCUUUUGAGCUCCUUAAGUGCCGGACCUGCGAAGAAUGUAAAGCGUGUUACCAUAAAAUUUGCUUCAAAUCUGGAAGCUGUCCCCGGUGUGAACGGCUGCAGGCCCGGCGGGAGUUGCUGGCCAAGCAGAGCCUGGAGUCCUACAUGUCAGACUAUGAGGAGGAACCCACCGAAGCCUUGGCCCUCGAAGCCACUGUCCCAGAGACCACCUGAAGAAUGCAUAUCAAGCCCUCUACGUGGAGGCUGGUGUCAUACAUAGUGCAGAGCUGAGCCACCCUAUUAAGGACUUUCCCCACUUGGGGCUGCUUUUUUUUAUUUUUGAAAUUAUCAUCAUUAUUUUUUAUGACUUGUCUGGUGUUUGUGUGUAUCAGCCUUUGAUAGGUUGAUGGGGUCUAGCCUGUUAUGACAGAUAAGUUGUAAUCACCAGAUAUUUCCAUCAGAACUGACAUGUAGAUUCUUAAGCAAAGUUUCCUCUGUCAGGGGAAUGGACAGUGGGACCCAGUUCUUCUGACGAACAUGGCCUCUACUAGGACCAGAUCUGGUUUCAGCCAUAUCUCAAAUAUGAUUUCCAAUUUUAUUUUUGUUUUACUUCUGGGGCUUCUGAGCCAGGCCUUUGUUAACCAACUGUCUUCUCCUUUGCUGCUAAAACGGAGGGAUGGAAUUUUCUCUCUCCUAAUCCUGGAACAGGGUCAGACAACCCUGAGGAGAAGCAGCAGAGAAUGCGACUGUAUCAUGGGCAUUCUUUCCAGCUUAUUUCAGUGUUUGGGGGGGCCAGAAAAACAGAAUCAUUACUAUCCUAGAAUCUUUAGAGACUUUAAAGAGGCAGCCAUGACUUCCCUGUUUGAAAUAUUCUUGGCAUAGAAGAUGUCAUAAGCUGACUUUCUUUGUCUACCCUAGUGUGCUUAAAGCAAGGAACAGAACUUAUGCUUAGACAAGGCCCGUUUGUAGCCUUACUUCACAAGCAUAACUGAGGCCAUAACUCUAUUUCUUAAGGGACAUUUAGUCAGUUAUAGGAACUGUUAGCCCUCCUUUUAGGUGUUCAGGUCUCUUUUAACCUAGUUCUUUGGUACAAGUAUGAUCUUUCAAACUCAGAUAUCUAAGUCCCUAAUGCCAUGCUAUGCUAACGUGAGGACAGAAAUCCCACUCACCAUCUUAGUGGGUCCCUUAACACUAUGUCCUCUGUUAGAUGGUCAUUAUGGUUCUGAGUAAAAGUAAGGCCCAACUCCGUUCUCUUUCCCCUUCCUGCAACAGAACUGGGACCCUUCUUCUUCGUAGCUGAGUGUCUUUUGCCUUAGUUUCUUCUGUCAAAGUUGGGGGGAAAAAACUUCCUGCUAAUCAUGGUGUUAUAGGACUUGAUUAUGAAUAUUCUUGUGUUCUUGGGAUAACAAGAGCCUUUAUUCCAAUUAUGCACUUAAAUCUUUAUCUAGCUUGAUGAUAUUUUUAUGUUCAGUCAUCCCUUUUCAUUUUACUGAUUUUAGCAUUACCCAUCCCCACCACCACCUUUUUAAUGUGUUUUGAUGUGAAGAUUUCUUGGAUGGGACCGUAUAUCUGUCUGUGGUGGUCUUUAAGUUGCUGUAGCUGCUAACCUUUAUGAAAAACACUGGUCAGGGUUAUUUUCCGAGGGUUGGCAGCUCAGUGGACUAAAGCCCACAGCAUUUUUGUUCUGAAAUUGACUUCUUCCUGUUUACCUGUCUUCCCGUAGUUGGUUGCUAAUAGAAAAAAUGUGGCCUGGCUGCUGCCCCAGGAAACUGAACAGAAAGUUGCACAUGGUUGGUGGAAGCUGAUGAAUGCCUGAGCUGCAGGUAACAAGGAGUCUCACAAAGAAAUAGGAGGGGCAUUACGGUAAUGUCCAGACUGGAGCUCCACCAGAGCAAGGGGGAACAUGCAGGAGUCAGCCUGUGGUGUUGGUCCCUGUGCCUCAAACUUGGGAUCUGAAAGCUACAUUGGGCUGGAAAACCCAGAGACUAUUCCUCCUUCAGUUCAUGGUGUAGCUUCAAAAGCCAAGACCCAGCCCAGUUUUGAAGAGCUGAUAGACUCUUCCUUGUACUUCAUGGAGCUUUGGGAAUGACGCCACAAAACUCAAGUCUCACUAAGGGUUAGGCCCAGGAUUCAAAGUCAGGGGCUAUAACAGUGGUGAACUGUACUUCCAGUUUUGAUUUAUAUUACAAAUGCACUCCUUACUCCAAGUCACUACACUGGAGGAGAGGCGUAUUCUCUCGUCCUGCCUGUUUUAUGUGAGCAUUGGAUCAAAGGAUGGAAAAUGCCGACACAGUUUCUACAGCUGAACUUACAGCCUUAUGUGCUCCUGUUUUCCCUUCUUUCUCUUCACCUAAGUGUCCAAUCCCUUUAGAUUGUAUAUCUGUUUUAGUGACCCUGCCCCUGUGCUGUCAUCACUGUCCAAAUACCCAUUUAUUUAUUUAUUAGAGAGUGCUGGAGAAAAGGCAGAGAAUGGGGCAUUUUGAAAGCACUUUGCAACUUAAAUCAGUAUCUGAAAAUCCUCUGCUCUUGUGGGGAGAAUGCACUGAAGAGAGUUCCUUCUAAGUGAAAUGGAAGGGAAGUGUUCUUUUCUGUAAAUAAAGGGAAAAAACAGUUUGCUUCAAGGUAGAGCCAAGAUUCAAGACAUACCAGAAGAGCGGAAGACAAAUAUUUUCCACUUAAAUGAGGCUGUAAUUGACUCUCUCUGCCAAAGCUUUAGAGCUUUUGUUGAAUUAACAUAAAAGGAAGCAAAAGUCUAGAUAGAGAUGUUCUUUAGUGUACAACUUAUGUUCUGAAUUGGAUUUCCACUUGCCAUAAUUCUUGUACACAGCCUAACUGUUCAUUGUCCUCUUUAAUAAACUAAGGAAAUGAAUUUCUGCCUUUUGUUCGCCUGUCUUGAUUAUUGAGGAAUAGUAUUGGGUGUUCGCUAUAAAGCAGGCAUGUCUAAAAAUUAAGGUUUCUUUGUUAUAAUGCAAAGCAAGCUACACCAUACAAGUCAGGAAAAGUGAUUUAAAGUGCUUUGUCACUGACUU
Nycticebus coucang (slow loris) is the source of this 6316-nucleotide messenger RNA. It is a transcript of the gene RUBCN, whose product is annotated as rubicon autophagy regulator. Bases 636 to 3521 code for a protein of 961 amino acids. The transcript is spliced from 22 exons. Gene Ontology annotation, molecular function: phosphatidylinositol phosphate binding. Gene Ontology annotation, cellular component: late endosome; early endosome. Gene Ontology annotation, biological process: negative regulation of endocytosis; negative regulation of autophagosome maturation. The record is from RefSeq and is a predicted model, not a curated record. NCBI's taxonomy places the organism in Eukaryota, Metazoa, Chordata, Mammalia, Primates, Lorisidae.